This is a messenger RNA of Perognathus longimembris pacificus (Pacific pocket mouse), 1965 nucleotides long. Its product is annotated as cAMP-regulated phosphoprotein 19-like. Gene Ontology annotation, cellular component: cytoplasm. Gene Ontology annotation, molecular function: protein phosphatase inhibitor activity. The transcript has a single exon. The record is from RefSeq and is a predicted model, not a curated record. NCBI's taxonomy places the organism in Eukaryota, Metazoa, Chordata, Mammalia, Rodentia, Heteromyidae. The coding region runs from base 82 to 372 and encodes 96 amino acids.
AGUGGAGGAGCGGAGUUAAGUCGAGGGAGCAUCACGUCCGCGGAAGUCCCUGAGGCGGCCUCGGCAGAGGAGCAGAAGGAAAUGGAAGAUAAAGUGACUAGUCCAGAGAAAGCUGAAGAAGCAAAGUUAAAAGCAAGAUAUCCUCACCUGGGACAAAAGCCUGGAGGCUCAGAUUUUUUAAGGAAACGAUUACAGAAAGGGCAAAAAUAUUUUGAUUCUGGAGAUUACAACAUGGCUAAAGCAAAGAUGAAGAACAAGCAACUGCCCACUGCAGCUCCAGAUAAGACAGAGGUCACUGGGGACCACAUUCCCACUCCACAGGACCUUCCUCAGCGGAAACCAUCCCUCGUGGCUAGCAAGCUGGCUGGCUGAUUAAAAGAGCUGAACUGCAUGAAUCUUCUAAUUCCCAUUAUUUCUCGUUAAUAUGUUACUUAUCCACUUCUGUUUCCUUUCAUUCACCAAGUCUUUUGAGACUGACAGCUUUGCAGGUAGCGGUAGUGUGUGCUGCUAUUGUAAGGGAACUAUUCCUGUGUAGAGGUUUUGACUAGCUUAACACUGCACUGAUGAGAGGGACAUGUUAGAGCAACCUAAGUAAUCUACUUGAAAAUAAUUGUAUAUAUUACCUAACUUCUAAAGUAGAACUGGUUCCAACAAGUAACAAAGCAAGUUGUACCAUUUUAAUGUUCUGGCUUUCUUUCUCCUUCAUCUUAAUUAUUGCUUCGUAUGCUAACUCAUGUUUAAUAUGACCUCCAUUGUGUUGAUUUCUUUCGUAUUUUCCUUCUGGAUUUUGUAAAAUGAAAGCUUAAGACCACAAGUUGGAAGAAAAGUCAUAUAACUCAAACACAAGCUGAUGGGGCUCCAAAAGAUUGGAAUAACUGCUUAAACUUGAAUAGCCUUCAUCCUGUCUCGGCAUUCACAGUAGAAUCUCCCUUAGGCAAUAUUUGUCCAUUCCGGUGUAACGUGUGGCUUCAGUGCUUAGCAGCUGUUGGUGAAGCUCGUCCCUGGUUUUGUGGCGUUACAUACAACCCUUUCAUUGUGGAACAUGUGAAUGAAGUGCGCAUGUGCAGUGACUGUUGCAUUCACUUUUGUGCCAUUUUUGUAAAUAAAAUAGUUUUGCACAACCUUUCACAAAUGUUUGUGUUAAUUUCACAUAUUAGAAAGUAGAUAAUGUGCCAACCAGAAGCACAAGAGUUCCUUAAAAAAAAUGUCCUUACAGCUUUUGUAUAAUAAGAAUAGUUUACAAUUUGGGGCUUAUAGAAUACCAAACUGAAUUUGUGGCUUGGUCUGCCAUAGGAUUAAGCUUUUUCAUUUGCUAUUAAUAUCCAUGACUUUCAGUGGCCUUGUGCAAAUAUGGUAUGUUGCUUAAGCAUAUCUUUUGUUCUGUGCAGAAAAAAAUCAUUUUGAAAUUUUCAAUUCAUAUAAUUUAUAUAAACUUUUUUAAUGUAAGCUUGUCACUUCCACAUUCAACUCUGGGGACACUAAAGGGCUUGCACAUUACGCCACCUCACACACCACCACCACCACCACCACCACCACCACCACACACCCCCCGUUUUCUUUACUCUUAGUGUUGGGCUGUUUCCUUUAUAUGAAAGCAUAAGUGGACACUGUAUUUUAUAACAAUAAUGAUGUUUUCUUUCUAACUUCUCAGUUAAUCACUCUUAAUCCCAUAUUGCUAAUAGUUGACAGUUUAAGUAAAAGGAAUUUUUUUUCUUUUUGCAAUGCUCGGGGGUCAAGCUCAGUACCUUCCACUUGCUAGGCAAGCAGUCUAUCACUGAGCUACAGCCUCAGUUCUAUAGAAACUAUACAGUUAAGUGUAGUUAUGAAGAUGCACAGGAAACCAUCAGGGGAAGCAUUCUAAAAGAAUUAGGCCUGUGACAAUUUACAUGGUAGAUAAAAAUCAUUCAUAUUAAAGCAUUUUGAUAAUUGCUUCUGUUGUCAUUUUAAUAAAAUACCAAUUUACUU